GCGGCCGUUGGCCCCUCUCCUCGGCGUUAACGUUGCCGGCAGUAACCGGAUUGGCGCGUUGUCGGAUCGCCGAGCCGUCCGUCGCGUCCGGGGCUCAAACGCGAUCAUACAGUUACCGGUGGAAGACGUGCCCUCUGCGUGGUUAGCACGUUCGCGCGUUCAAUCGAAGCUUAAGCUGCUGUGUCCGUUGUUCCGUGCAGUUUCAAUUCUGACGAUUGGUUUCGAUUCCGUGCGUAAAGGUGAAUGGGUAUAAAAUUUUGGAAACGUAGCCUUUUGGUGUGUUAAAUUGUUGUGAAAGCGUGGACUCUGGAAGUGCUUCUUGAAACGUGAUCGCGCAGCAAAACAGGACAGUGAUCGGAAGCAAUUAAAGUAACCAAAUUCUAGUGCGUGUUGUGAAACACGGUCCCACGGAUCCGCGGCGGGUGUGUAGAUCGAGAUCGAGAUGCGUAGCGUACGCGGAAGCUUCACCAUCGGGCGGUUGGCGAUUUAUCCGAAGAACUCCAACAUUCGUACUGGAUCCAUUUGUCUUGUAUCAUCCUCCGCCAUCAGCAGCAGCAGUAGCAGCAUUAGCAGCAGCAACAGUAGCAACCAUCAUCAGUUCCAACCGUCACACCAUCUCCAUUCACAAUGCUGCUCGCAUCAUCAGUCUUGCAACGGCGGUAGCAGUAACAGCAGAACGAUCAGCGCCCAUAGCCACAGUAGCAACAGAAUCAUAAGCGCGUAUCCGGCGGUGGUACUAUGCUAUCCUUCAAUCGCCGCCACUGCUGCAUCAUCGGACGUGGCCACACGCCGUUCGUUCCACGUCUCAUCGGUCUGUGAUAAAUCGUCCUCGAAAGAUGGUGGAAGUGGUGGUGCUGGUGGAGGAAACGGCAAUACGCCCGGUUCGGGAUCGUCCGGUGGAAGCAGCGGCGCCUCAUCCGGUAGCAGUGGCUCUUCUUCCGUCGGUGGUUCGGCAGCGGGUGGUGGUGGCAAAGACGGUGGCAAGGAACCACCGAACAAGAAGAACACACUGUCCUGCCCCAAGUGUGGCGAUCCGUGUACGCACGUCGAAACGUUCGUAAGCUCGACGCGCUUCGUUAAAUGCGAAAAGUGUCACCACUUUUUCGUCGUUCUCUCGGAGGUGGACUCGAAGAAGACGAUCAAGGACACGGAAACGAAGGGCGCUCGGAAACCACCGCCACCACCGAAGAAGAUCAUGGAGUAUCUGGAUCGGCACGUCGUUGGGCAGGAUCUGGCGAAGAAGGUUCUCUCGGUGGCCGUGUACAAUCACUACAAGCGCAUCUACCACAAUCUGCCACCGCCGGUGUCAGGGUCGGCGAGUAGUUCGCAGCAGCAACAGCAGCAGCUCGAUUCGAUGUCACGCAGUGGCGAUCUGUUGCACAUUUCGGGCAUCGGGCACACGAUGAUGAGUUCGGCACCGUCCGAAGUACCGCGGCCACCGAUGGGCGCUGGUGCGGGACAGGGUGGAAGUGGUGCUGCGCAUCAUCCCGGCUCGGAGCUACUGGAUAAGAAGACGCACGAGCUGAAGCUGGAGAAGAGCAACAUCCUGAUGUUGGGGCCCACGGGUUCGGGUAAAACGUUGCUGGCGCAAACGAUUGCCAAGUGCCUGGACGUACCGUUUGCCAUCUGUGAUUGUACGACGCUAACGCAGGCCGGUUACGUCGGUGAGGAUAUCGAGAGUGUGAUCGCGAAGCUGCUCCAGGAUGCUAACUACAGCGUCGAGCGAGCACAAACCGGAAUUGUGUUCCUGGAUGAGGUGGACAAGAUCGGUGCCGUUCCCGGGAUACACCAGCUGCGCGAUGUUGGUGGUGAAGGCGUCCAACAGGGAAUGCUUAAGAUGCUUGAGGGUACGAUCGUGAAUGUACCGGAGCGCAAUUCACCGCGUAAGCUGCGUGGUGAAACGGUGCAGGUCGAUACGACCAACAUUCUGUUCGUUGCUUCUGGUGCGUACACCGGGCUAGAUCGUCUGAUCGCGCGAAGGCUGAAUGAGAAGUACCUUGGCUUCGGAAUGCCAGCGAGCUCCUCGGAGGGACGACGUGCAGCGCAAGCCUCGGCUUCUCCCAUGGACAACGAUCAGGCCGAACGGGAUGCUAACUUGAAAAAGGUGCAAGCUAAGGAUCUUGUCGAGUUUGGAAUGAUUCCUGAAUUCGUUGGUCGAUUCCCCGUGCUGGUACCUUUCCACAGUCUCGAUGUGGAUAUGCUGGUGCGCAUUUUGACUGAGCCACGGAACGCGCUGGUACCGCAGUACAAAGCACUGCUCGGUAUGGAUCAGGUCGAGCUCUCGUUCACCGAUGAGGCUCUGAAACAGAUCGCUCAGCUCGCCAUGGAACGGCAAACGGGAGCCCGUGGUCUUCGGGCAAUUAUGGAAACACUGCUGCUUGAGCCAAUGUUCGAAGUACCCGGAUCGGACGUCAAAGGUGUCAGCAUUACGGAGGAAAGUGUUCGCGGUGGUGAACCGGUGUACGUUCGUCGCGGAGAAUCGAAUGGCACGAACAAGGAUUCAUCCGAUGCGACAGGUGAUGCAUCGACUCACGGUAGUACCACCACGUCGGAAGAGGAAGAAAAUACGAAAGUGCGUGUAAAGCAGUAGAAGAAGUGUCGUGUUCGAGUGACCCCAUCGAGCCGAAUGGAGAUCCAAUCAUAACAUGAGUAGAUUGAAAUUGUACAUAAAUGGAGCUUUCAUACGGCCGCGUUCCUGAUCUUUCUGAGCCCCUCCCAAUGAUGAUUAUUCGAUAAUCCUCUUCCUCUUGACGCACUCUAGACAUUAGGGAUUGUGUGGUGAACUCGUUCAAAACUCGUCGCUCAUUCGCUCAAGCUCAUCUCCAUCGAGCGUCAGUUGCUAGCUACUUCUUCUAAUAUAUAGACUUGGCUUUAACGUUCCUUGAAACAGUGAGUCAGCUGUUAGUUAAGCGACUGCAAAAGUGUUGAGAAACAAAACUACGAUCAAUCGAUGCCGUUACGCGAGUCGUAUCAAGACUAAUCUUGUAGGUCAGGGAAGCAUCACUACUUGUGACCCAUCUUUAGCUCCCUAGCUGUUUUCCUUCUAAUUAGGAUAGCGGGCAUUGCCCGGUUUUUGCCAGCAAAGCAGCACAUGGAUCGUUAGCGAAGAAGCGAAUGUUAGAAACACAAAACCAAAACACCAAAACAGCAAGAUUCCGUUAACCGAUACUCGUUCGCAAAAAGUUAAUACAAAAAAGGGAAUGCUUCACAGGACGGUCUGGUACAUCUGGUCUCAUGAAAGCUGUCGCUUAAUGGUGCUUCGACAGAGAGCGAGAGAGAACGAAAGAUAAAACAGGCAAUGAGAGGGUUCACAAAAACACGCAAAUCAAAACCGUGAUUAUAUUGAAAUAUUAACGAGCUGGUCGCUGCUAUCGCCAGUGGUGAACCUCCACGUUAUGACGACAUAAGUGGACAAGCGAAAACAAAAACAUCCUAUCGUAACGACCGCGGCACAAGGUGCGAGAUCAUCGCGGCCAGCGGUUUGUUAUGUGUGUGGCUGUAUGAAAAAAAGGGAUAGUGGCUGCACGGCUACGGUACAACAACGAGAGUGGUUUAGCUCGCAGUUCCACGCUCCACAGUGUACGGUGAUCAUAAAACGAGCGUUAAACAAGAGAAAGUGUAAUUAGAGUUAUAUGUAAAAUCCAAUUAGGUUUUUUAGUCAGUAGAGUUUUCUUCCUUCCUUUUUCUUUCACUAUCCAACUUUGUCUCGUUUACUUUUUAUCGUACAUACAAGCCCUAGCGGCAACGUUCCACAUGGAGCUUGUAGGUUGAGUAGGACGUAAGUGACAAGAAAACUGAAAAAAACAAUAAAAAAAAUCUCACAAACUCUGA
Anopheles aquasalis is the source of this 3831-nucleotide messenger RNA. RefSeq names its product Caseinolytic protease chaperone subunit (gene ClpX). NCBI's taxonomy places the organism in Eukaryota, Metazoa, Arthropoda, Insecta, Diptera, Culicidae. The record is from RefSeq and is a predicted model, not a curated record. Gene Ontology annotation, cellular component: mitochondrial matrix. Gene Ontology annotation, biological process: protein folding. Gene Ontology annotation, molecular function: zinc ion binding; ATP binding; ATP hydrolysis activity.